AUGCAUCCCUGCCUGCCCUUCCUCCUCCUCUGCUUGGCCGCCGCGCUGCCGCUGGCCUCGCCCUCCGCCAACCCCGACGUCGCGCUGCUCCUCGCCAAGGUGAAGCCGGCGCUGCAGGGCCAGCGGCCCAACGCGCAGCUCGCCACCUGGAACGCCUCCACGCCGCUCUGCCUCUGGCGGGGCCUCCGCUGGGCCACGCCCGACGGCCGGCCACUCCGCUGCGACGCCACCUCCUCCGCCUCAGCAGCCGCCGAGCGCAACAACCUGUCCCUCGCCUCCGACCCGGCCCUGCUCCUCGUCUCCAUCCGCCUCCCCGCCGCCGCGCUCGUCGGCCGCCUCCCGCCGGACCUCGGCGCCUUCUCCGCGCUCGACUCCGUCUACCUCGCCGCCAACGCCCUCUCGGGCCCCGUCCCGCUCGAGCUCGGCAACGCGCCCGCGCUCUCCGCGCUCGACCUCGCCGGCAACCGCCUCUCGGGGGACCUGCCCACCUCCAUAUGGAACCUCUGCGACCGCGUCACCGAGCUCCGCCUCCACGGCAACGCCCUCACGGGGGCCGUCCCGGCGCCGGCCGGGUCCAACACCACCUGCGACCGCCUCCGCGUCCUUGACCUCGGCGCCAACCGCUUCUCCGGCGGUUUCCCGACAUUCCUCACCGCGUUCCGAGGACUCCAGCGCCUCGACCUCGGCGGCAACCGCAUGGAGGGGCCCAUACCGGAGGCCCUCGCCGGGAUGGCGACCCAGCAGCAGCUCCAGGCGCUCAACGUCUCCUACAACUUCUUCUCCGGCCAGCUGCCCCCGGCCUUCGCGGGCUCCCGCUUCACGGCGGACUCCUUCCUAGGCAACGACCCGUCGCUGUGCGGCCCGCCGCUGCGCCAGUGCGUGUCGGCGUCCGGCCUCAGCUCCCGCGGCGUCGCCGGGAUGGUCAUCGGCCUCAUGGCCGGCGCCGUCGUCCUUGCCUCCGUGUCCAUCGGCUGGGCGCAGGGGAGGUGGAGGCGGGACGGCAGGAUCAGGAGGCGCGACGACGCGGAGCGGGACGAGAUGCUCGAGUCGUCGGCCGACGACGGCCACGACGCGUCGUCGUCGGAGGGCAGGCUCGUGGUCUUCGAGGGCGGCGAGCACCUCACGCUGGAGGAGGUGCUCAACGCGACGGGGCAGGUGGUGGACAAGGCCAGCUACUGCACGGUGUACAAGGCGAAGCUGGCGAGCGGCGGUGGCAGCAUCGAGCUGCGGCUGCUGCGGGAGGGAAGCUGCAUGGACGCCGCGUCGUGCGCACCCGUGGUGCGCCGCAUCGGCCGCGCGCGCCACGACAACCUGGUGCCGCUCAGGGCCUUCUACCAGGGGAGGCGCGGCGAGAAGCUGCUGGUGUAUGACUACUUCCCCCGCAGCAGGACGCUGCAGGAGCUCCUGCACGGCGGCGGCGAGCCCGCGGCGGGGCGGCCGGCGCUCACCUGGGCGCGGCGGCACAAGAUUGCGCUGGGCGCGGCGCGCGCGCUGGCGUACCUGCACGCGGGGCAGGGCGAGGCGCACCGGAACGUGCGCUCGUCCAACGUGGUGGUGGACGACCUCUUCGUGGCGCGCCUGGCGGAGUACGCGGUGGACCGGCUGCUGGUGCCGGCGGCGGCGGAGGCGGUGCUGGCGGCGGCCAAGGCGGACGGGUACAAGGCGCCGGAGCUGCACUCCAUGAAGAAGUGCGGCGCGCGCACGGACGUGUACGCGUUCGGGAUCCUGCUGCUGGAGCUGCUCAUGGGGAGGAAGCCGUCGUCGUCCUCUGCAGGUGGAGCCGCAAGGGCGAUGGACCUGCCGUCGGUGGUGAAGGUGGCCGUGCUGGAGGAGACGGCGCUGGAGGAGGUGCUGGACGCGGAGGUGGUGAAGGGGCUGCGGGUGAGUCCGGCGGAGGAAGGGCUAGUGCAGGCGCUGAAGCUGGCGAUGGGCUGCUGCGCGCCGGUGGCGGCCGCGAGGCCGAGCAUGGCGGAAGUGGUGCGGCAGCUGGAGGAGAGCCGCCCCAAGAACCUCCACCCGCGGUCGGCGCUCUACAGCCCCACGGAGAGCAGGAGCGACGCCGGCACGCCGACCACCACCUAG
Miscanthus lutarioriparius is the source of this 2082-nucleotide messenger RNA. NCBI's taxonomy places the organism in Eukaryota, Viridiplantae, Streptophyta, Magnoliopsida, Poales, Poaceae. The record is from the annotation of a GenBank genome assembly.